AUGACUUCGAAAACCUUAGAAGAUGAUAAACCUCAAGGGGAAGAAGCCCUAGCUGACGAAGACCAGAGCAAACAAGAAGAAGAAGAAGAAGAAGAAGAGAUGGAGGAUCGUGCUAAAGUGAAGUCAAACAAGUCAAAUAAAGAAAACGAUCCUACUACACCAACAAGCGAGAGGCCAAGUAGGGAGAGGAAAAAAGUGGAUAGAUACACAGUAUCGUCGCCUGAAAAGUUUCCGAGGUUUUCCUCCAGAAAAGCUUUAUCAAUUGAAAUGGGCCAUGGUACGCAGCUGAAGGACAUCCCAAAUGUGGUUUUCAAGUUGGCAAAGAGAAAACCUGAUGACAACCUGCGUACGCUGCAUAGUAUACUCUUUGGGAAAAAAGAAAAGGCACAAAAUUUAAAGAGGAAUAUAGGCCUGUUUUCUGGCUAUGUGUGGGCUGAAAAUGAGGAAAAACAAAGAGCCAAGAUACGGGAGAAGAUUGACAAAUGUGUGAAAGAAAAGUUGGUGGACUUCUGUGAUGUGCUCAACAUUCCAAUAAAUAAGACUGGUAUGAAAAAAGAGGAACUGUCUGCAAAGUUGUUGGAAUUUUUGGAGUCUCCACAUGCCACGACCGAUGUUUUGCUUGCCGAUAAGGAAAAGAAAGGUAAAAAGCGUGCCACAAAGGCAACCCCAAGCAAAUCUUCUGGGGAAGCUUCUGAAAAACCUGCUAAGAAGCACAAGCAAACUUCACAAGUUGGGAAAAAGCGAAAGCAGUUUUCUGACAUUGAGGAAGAUGAUACAGCUGAACUUUCAGAUGUAAUGGUUGAUUCUCAGGAAGAUGAAGAUAUUUCAGUGCCAAAAAGUGAAAGUAAUAAUGAGGAAAGUCAAUCAGAGGAAGAGGAAGAUAAACAGAAAGCUCACAAGUCUACUUCAAAACAGAAUGCGAUGGAGAUUCAAAGCACCCCUGUAAAGAAGACCACGGAUGAAAAAGCUGCCAAGAGCAAUGAAAAAACUCCUAAAAAAUCUAAUUUGAAAACGAAUAUUACUGACGGUACUUCUGCCUCUUUUUCUAAGUCAAAGCAAUCUGCGUCCAAGAAACAGAAAACUGUAAGGGAAAACCAGGGCACUACAGGGAAAACCGCUUCCAAGUCUUCAAAGCCUUCGGUUAAGGAUCAAGGAAAAGGUAAAGGUGGUAAGAAGGCCAAGACAGAACCUAGUUGGGAGGAUAUGCAUCGAGUGGUUGCCGAUAUUUUGAAGGAAGUAGAUUUCGAGACUACAACUUUAUCUGAUAUCCUCGGUCAACUUGGUACCCACUUUGGCUUGGAUUUAAUACAUAGAAAAGCAGAGGUGAAGGAUAUAGUUACAGAUGUGAUUAGCAAUAUGUCUUCUGAUGAGGACGAGGAAGUAGAGGAAGUUGAAAAUGAUGCCAAUGAUGAUGAUGCAUGA
This is a messenger RNA of Gastrolobium bilobum, 1422 nucleotides long. RefSeq names its product DEK domain-containing chromatin-associated protein 1-like. The transcript is spliced from 11 exons. NCBI's taxonomy places the organism in Eukaryota, Viridiplantae, Streptophyta, Magnoliopsida, Fabales, Fabaceae. The record is from RefSeq and is a predicted model, not a curated record. The coding region runs from base 1 to 1422 and encodes 473 amino acids. Gene Ontology annotation, molecular function: histone binding; DNA binding. Gene Ontology annotation, cellular component: nucleus. Gene Ontology annotation, biological process: chromatin organization; regulation of double-strand break repair.